Molecule: messenger RNA, 1531 nt
Organism: Labeo rohita (rohu)
Lineage: Eukaryota; Metazoa; Chordata; Actinopteri; Cypriniformes; Cyprinidae
Product: fucolectin-1-like
Exons: 6
Coding region: 358-1314 (318 amino acids)
Source: RefSeq, a predicted model, not a curated record
ACGACAGAGGAAGGACAUCUGUCCUGAGAGACAUUGACGAGUAACUGGAAUUACCCAAGAAGUAUUAUAAAAAGGUCUGAGGAGUGAACUACUCUUCAGAUGCAGCCUGCAUUAAGCGUGAAGGACACUUGAUACCCUAACAAGGGGCGCUAAGUCUGAAGUACAUAACUUGUAGCUUAGCCGAUUUUUUGUUUUAUUUUUGUAUUAACUGCUUUGUAUUGUAACAAAUAAAAUAAGAGAUUUUGUUGUUACGAUUGCCUCCCGUAAGACUAUACUUAUAACUGAGCCUCAAACAAGAACAAACACAAGGGAGUCUUCUACAUCAUUCCUGAAGGACUGCUACCUGUGGGCGGAACAAUGGAAAUGCAUGUGUUUUUCCUGCUUUGUAUUUCUAUGAUGGCUUGGUUUACACACACAGCUACAGCUAAAGACAAAAAUCUCGCUUUAUAUGGCAAGGCCACACAAUCAGACCUGGUCGGGAAUCCUUGGUCAGCAGAUGGCCAUGCCAGCAAUGCUAUUGAUGGAAAUCGUGACCCAUAUUAUGAUCAUGGAUCCUGUACUGCUACUGAAUGGCAAGAUGACCCAUGGUGGAGGUUAGAUUUGCUGAACGAGUACGUAGUGACCUCCAUAACUAUCACCAACCGAAAAGAAGUUCCUGAAAGACUUAAUGGAGCCGAGAUACACAUUGGAAACUCUCUGCUGAGCAAUGGCAACAGCAACCCAUUGGCUGGAAAGAUUUCAUCCAUUCCAGGUGGGAGAUCCCUCACUUUUGAUUUGAAGAAAGGCAUUUCAGGCCGUUACAUCAAUGUGGUCAUACCUGGGUAUAAUCGCCUUCUUACUCUCUGUGAGGUCGAGGUUUACGGUUAUCCAGCUCCUGAUGGUGAAAAUGUGGCUUUACAAGGGAAAGCUACACAGAUUUCCCUCUAUGUUUAUGGCUUUGCAUCCAAUGCCAUUGAUGGGAACAAAGAUGGUGUUUACAAACAUGGAUCAUGUACCCACACCGAAAUAGCUCUCAAUGCCUGGUGGAGACUGGACCUGCUGAAAAGGCACAAAGUGUUUUCAGUAGUAAUUACAAACACACUAGAUAAUCUUCCUGAAAGAUUAAAUGGGGCAGAAAUCAGGAUUGGAAACAGUCUGGAGAACGACGGCAAUAACAAUCCCAGGUGUGCUGUGAUCUCUUCCAUUCCUCCUGGUGUUUCCACCAAGUUUGAAUGUGAUGGGAUGGAAGGACGUUACAUUAAUGUUGUUAUUCCAGGACGGGAAGAAUAUCUUACACUGUGUGAGGUUGAAGUGUACGGAUCACCACUGGAUUGAGAAGCACUUAAAAAACAAUUGAUUUUUUUAAUUUGCUGAAAAUGUACUCAUCCUCAGGCCUUCCCUUGUGAAAAAAGUGUACUUAAAUACAAAUUGUACUUAUUGUGCAAAUAAGAUACUUUAAAAGAACACACAUAAGUGCAAAUUCUAUGUGUAAUUAAUUACAAAUGUAUCAUAUUUUUAAGGUUAUAUUAAAUGCAAUUAGUUGAACUACUGA